UGGCGCAACAACUUCCGGGUGGCUGAAGCGUGACUGGCUGAGCGUUUAAAUCGCGCCCUUGUUGUUUAUGAAGAGCGGUUCCUGGUUGAGAAGUAUGCAGUUUUCAGUUUUUAUGUGAUUUUACUUUAAAGCAGUAUGGAACAAAAUAACUCGGAGUCCAAAUCUGUUCUUUGCACAUUGCUGGAUAAAAACGAUCAGUCCAAGUAUGUGUUUUUUACGCAGAAGCGAUCAGCAGGAGACAUAAACAUAGGAUUUACCAAUGGUGAAGAUGUUUGGAAAACACAUCUUUCUGAGGAGAUUAUGUCUCAGCUUUUUAAGACAUUUUCAUUGAAGUCCACAGAGGAUUAUACUUUCAAACUCAAAUCUGCGUGUAAAGCUGGCAGAGCAUUCGUGAAGCUGCAGGAGGACAGUGCUGUGCUGCACUUAGGAGCGGAGCCCACAGACCUCAGUAUGUCCCUGUCAAAACUCACCGACUCAGAGGGAAGGACAGAAGUCAAGGAACUGCUUUUUAAAAUGGCAGACAGCCUGCAACAGCUAGAGAGUCAAGGUUCUUCAUCCUCAUUUAGUCCAGUCAAGAGCCCUCAGAAGAGGAACACUGGAUUUGAACCUAGGAAACAGCACAAGGGUCCAGUAGUAGCAGUUAGAAAACGUCUUCCUGGGGAUUCACUCAUCAACCCAGGAACAAAAAGAAAGAAACCUGCAACAGGUGUCGCCUUUGAUGACGAAGAUGAUGAAUGAUACAAACAUGAAUGCUGAAUUUUAAAAAACCACAAAUUCUACCUUUUUAACCAACUCAACACUAUCAGUUUUUAAAAUGUAACUUGCAUACAAAUCACAAUAUGAACUGUUUUAAGUCAUCAUGUACUGUAUCUCUUAAGGUUUUAUUUAAAUAACGUUGCUAAAUGAUAUCUUUAUAUUUUUCCUUUUGAAAUGUGUAAUAAAAAUGGUGUUUUAAAAUGUGUUUACUAAAAAUGUUUUAAUCAGUAGACUCAAAAAAAAGGAGUCCGAAAA
Molecule: messenger RNA, 1011 nt
Organism: Labeo rohita (rohu)
Lineage: Eukaryota; Metazoa; Chordata; Actinopteri; Cypriniformes; Cyprinidae
Gene: paxx
Product: PAXX non-homologous end joining factor
Exons: 7
Coding region: 136-738 (200 amino acids)
Biological process (GO): double-strand break repair via nonhomologous end joining
Cellular component (GO): nucleus; nonhomologous end joining complex; site of double-strand break
Molecular function (GO): molecular adaptor activity
Source: RefSeq, a predicted model, not a curated record